Messenger RNA from Solanum stenotomum, 1746 nucleotides. RefSeq lists its product as uncharacterized. The transcript has a single exon. Bases 689 to 1567 code for a protein of 292 amino acids. The record is from RefSeq and is a predicted model, not a curated record. Lineage: Eukaryota; Viridiplantae; Streptophyta; Magnoliopsida; Solanales; Solanaceae.
CAGAAACUCCCAUCUUUGCCAUUCAAUACACCCUUCUAGUCUACAUAUUUUUAAUAUCAUAGAUAAUGUAUACUUUCUGCCACUUUCUUUUGUACAACUUACUAGUUGAUUCAAUUUCUUUCCCUUUCCUUCUGUUUUCCCUUUUUCCACCGCAGUAAGUAUCCACACAGGCACAUCUUUUUUCUUAGCGUGUGUUUAAGGCAAAUAUAUAUAUUAUAAUGUUCCCAAGAAAGGGUCUUUUUUUCUUUCAAGGAAUCAAUUAAUGGUUGUUUCAGGAUCUGAACUUCAGAGGGAAAAAUGGGUAGUCUUUAAAUGGUUUUCUUGAAUUGGUUUUGAAGUUUUAUGUAAGUUGCUAAAGUAUAUAGAUCUGGGAAAACUGCUGUUUUUCUGUCUUCUUUUUUCUCAUUUGGGAAUUUCCACAAACUGGUUGUGUGCAAGAUUGUGAGUUUUGCAAGUAGUGUUGGUUUUUGAGUUUCUCUUUUGGCUCAUUGGGGAAAAUCUAGAAAAGGGUUGUGUGCAAGAUUGGGUUUUUUUUUUGCUCUCAAGUUGUGUCAUUUUUCAAUUUCAGUUGUUUAGUAUAUAGAUUGUUGCUUUUGAGUAUCUUUUUUUGCUCAUUUUGGAAAAUUCCACAAAAGGGUUGUGUCAUUGUGUGCAAGAUUGUAGUUUGUUGAUUUGGAUGUGACUAAAAAUGUCAUCUUUUAGUGGUUUAGGUAUUGGUUUGAGUUUUGUAUUUGGUUGUAUCCUCAUGGGACUUGUAGCAGAGUUGUAUUACUUGUUAUGGGUAAGAAAAAGAAUCCCAAAGAAUGAAACAGAGGAUCAGUACAACAACAACAACACCCCUUUUGCCACUGAAUUUUCUCAUCUUUUCUGUUGGAAGAAGCAUAGUUCUGUAAACAAUGUUAGCAGAGACACAGUGAGAAAUCAAGAAAUGAAUGAUCAUGUUCAUAAUCAAGAUCAAGAUUUGGAGUUAGGGAAUAGCAAAGAUUUGUUACUAAAAGGAUAUGGUGAAGACAGUGUAGAAUCAGAGUUAAUGAGGCUACACAAUCUUUGUGGACCUCCAAGAUUUCUCUUCACAAUUAAGGAAGAAACAAAAGAGGAUUUAGAAUCUGAAGAUGGUAAAUCUAGAUGUGGUGAUAGAAGUAGAACAUGUUCAAGAAACAAAAGCUUUAGUGACCUUAUCCUUACACCAUUGUCAUCACCACCAAUCAAGUGUCAAAAUCUUGAUUCUUACAAUUGUCAAGGAUUCAAUCCACUCUUUGAAUCCUCAACAGAAAAUGAGUUAAACAAACUCAAAUCUUCACCCCCUCCAAAGUUCAAGUUCCUUAGAGAUGCAGAGGAGAAACUUAUAAGAAGAUUAAUAGAAUUAGAAGCAGAAAAAAGGGUAAUCAAGAAUGAAGUUUGUUCAACAGAGGAGAAAGGGUCAUUCAUAUCUUUUCUUGGAAAGAGCAAAAUGAGAGAGCCUCUUCAACAAAUCCAAGUACAUCAAAUGAACUCUACUACUUGUGUAAAGGUACUUCCAUUGGCUUCUUCACCUUCAACCUACAAGCCAAUUGAUGGAGAGGUUUAAAUUUCUUUUAUUUAUGUUUUUUUAAACCUCUUUCUCAUCUAUUAACCAAAAAAAAGUACAGCAAAUUACCUCUUCUUGUAUUAAUUAACUUUAGUUUUUCAGAUAGAAAAUUAGAGAUUUUUAUUGUAACUUCUUUGGAUUCUUAGUGGUAAUGGUUUUGUUUAGCUUGAGAUUGUUAA